This is a messenger RNA of Eremomyces bilateralis CBS 781.70, 1547 nucleotides long. RefSeq names its product putative UPF0160 domain protein MYG1. Bases 229 to 1434 code for a protein of 401 amino acids. Gene Ontology annotation, cellular component: cytoplasm; nucleus. The transcript has a single exon. The record is from RefSeq and is a predicted model, not a curated record. Lineage: Eukaryota; Fungi; Ascomycota; Dothideomycetes; Eremomycetales; Eremomycetaceae.
GCAUUCUGGAAGACUACCAAGCUUCUUCAAGGACAAUUCCACCGGUUCGAAAUAUCAAGAACACCACAUCCUCUCUGUAUACCGAACUGUUAUAUGAGCAUCCACGUCCGCGUCCUCCCUAAACGUUUCAUCCCUUUCAUAUCAACCCGCCGCAUAUCCUCCCAAUCCCCGCCCAUCAAACCCUCCCCGUCUCGCACCACCCACCCAAUCCUCCCCCUCCACCUCAAAAUGUCCACCUCCACCCUCCCCCGCGGCGACUCCCCCCUCUCCAAGCGCCCCAAACUCUCCUCUUCCACCUCCCCCCUCAUCGGCACCCACAGCGGGCACUUCCAUGCCGACGAGGCCCUCGCCGUCUUCCUCCUCCGCCUCCUCCCCGCCUACCACACUAGCCCCCUCGUCCGCACCCGCGAUGCGUCCAUCCUCACCCAAUGCGACGUCGUCGUCGACGUCGGCGGUGAAUACGACGCCGUUCGCCACCGCUACGACCACCACCAGCGCGAAUUCACCACGACGUUCCCCGGGCGCGCGACGAAGCUGUCCAGCGCGGGGCUGGUGUGGCUGCAUUUCGGGCGGGCGAUCGUCGCAGCCGUGACGGGGCUGGAGGGGGAGAAAGAGGCUGCGGACGUCGAGACGUUGUUCCAGCGCAUCUACACCGAGUUCGUCGAGGCGUUCGACGCGAACGACAACGGCAUCUCCGUCUACGACACCGCGGCACUUACCUCCGCGUCCAUCGCUCCCCGCUUCUCCGACCGCGGCUUCAGCCUCGCCUCCGCCGUCAACCGCUUCAACCACACUUGGUCGCUCCCCGAGUCCGCGCCGUUCCCUUCCAUCCCGCCGUCCACCCCGGCCUGCAUCGCACCGUCGUCCCUCGCCACCCCGGAUCCCGACGCGCCGGCGAAGGAGACGGAGAUCAGAGAUCCUCAGGCGACCGAGGACUCGCACUUCCUCCACGCAUCGACGUUCGUCGGGACGCAGUUCCUCCUCGCGCUGCACGACGCGCAUAAAGCAUGGCUUCCCGCCCGCGCGCUCGUCCGCGCUGCGUACGCGAACCGCAAAUCCGUGCAUCCGUCGGGGAAAGUGCUUGAGCUGCCACAUCGCGACGGUGGGUUACCCUGGGCGGAUCACCUCUACGAAGUGGAGGCCGAGGCGUCUGAAGCGGAAGGAAGCAAAGAGGGCGCGCAGGUGCUCUACGUGCUCUUCCCGGAGUCCGGGGCGGCGGACAGCAAGUGGCGGAUUCGGUCAGUGAGCGUGCAGAACGGGGGGUUCGUGAAUCGGAAGGAUUUGCCGGAUGGGUGGAAGGGGGUGAGAGAUGGGGAGUUGGAGAAGGUGAGUGGGGUGGAGGGGGCAGUGUUUGUGCAUGCGAGUGGGUUUAUUGGGGGUGCGAAGACGAGAGAGGGGGUUAAGGAGAUGGCGAGGUUGUCGGUGGAGGCAUAGAUUGAAGGCAUGUAGGAGAGAAGGAAUCGACCUUUUCGUGGAAGGGUUGGGAAAAGGCGUCUUAAGACCAAAAGGAAGUAGAAGAGAACUAGAUUAAAGUUCAUGAUUGCCGG